GGUGGCGCGUGCCUGUAAUCCCAGCUACUCAGGAGGCUGAGGCAGGAGAAUUGCCUGAACCCAGGAGGCGGAGGUUGCGAUGAGCCGAGAUCGCGCCAUUGCACUCCAGCCUGGGUAACAAAAGCGAAUCUCUGUCUCAAAAAAAAACGAAAAUAGAGUCUUCAUGGAUGCAAUGAGUUGAGAGGCAGUCAUACUGGUUGAGAGUGGGUCCUAAAUCCAGUGGCCAGUGUCCCCAUAAGAAAACAGGACACAUACAGCAGACACCAGGACUCCAAGAUGGCGUCACUUGUACCAGUGAAGGAUAAGAAACUUCUGGAAGUCAAACUAGGGGAGCUGACAAGCUGGAUCUUGAUGCAAGACUUCAGCCCUCGUGGCAUUGCCGAAGUGCUUCGAAGAGGUUACUACCAGUACUGCAGCAAGUACAUCAAUGUGAAGAAGGGGAGCCUCUCAGGGGUUACCAGGGUGCUGGCAGGCUACGUGCUCUUCAGCUACUCCUUUUCCUACAAGAAGUUCAAGCACAAGCGGCUACGCAUGUACCACUGAGGAAGAGGACACACUGCUCUCCCCCGACGACCUUGACCUGAGCCCCUCCAUAAGGAACACAGUCUCAAUCGUUGUUGAAUCCUCUUAUAUCUUAAUGGAAAUAAAAGACUGGUAGUGAAAUAAAAGACUGGUAUGUGGAAAAAAAGUCAGGACACGCACAGAGGGGAAAAGGCCAUGAUCUAAUGGUGGCAGAGACGUGUGAUGCCGCUAUAAAUCUGGGAAUGGAGAGCAAACAGCAGAAGCUAGGAGGUGGGCAUGGAGCAGACAUUCCCUCAGAGCCCCUGCAGAAACCAAGCUGCUAACCCUUUGAUUGCGGAUUUCUAGUCUGCUGAGCUGUGAGAGAAUA
Callithrix jacchus (white-tufted-ear marmoset) is the source of this 889-nucleotide messenger RNA. Lineage: Eukaryota; Metazoa; Chordata; Mammalia; Primates; Cebidae. The record is from RefSeq and is a predicted model, not a curated record.